Doryrhamphus excisus (bluestripe pipefish) is the source of this 4256-nucleotide messenger RNA. RefSeq names its product erb-b2 receptor tyrosine kinase 2 (gene erbb2). Lineage: Eukaryota; Metazoa; Chordata; Actinopteri; Syngnathiformes; Syngnathidae. Gene Ontology annotation, cellular component: signaling receptor complex; plasma membrane; basal plasma membrane. The record is from RefSeq and is a predicted model, not a curated record. Gene Ontology annotation, biological process: positive regulation of kinase activity; neurogenesis; negative regulation of apoptotic process. Gene Ontology annotation, molecular function: transmembrane receptor protein tyrosine kinase activity; ATP binding.
GAUUGUGAGGGGUGGUAGUGGAAGUGGCGGUGGGUGGGGGGGAGAGAAGUCACGAAACAGACGAGUUCCUUCAACGUGUGACAGCAAAACCGCUCGAAACCGGGAAAGGCGAAACGAACGCGAGAGAGAGCCCACUUCGGAAUAUGGACAAGAGGCGCUGAUGGAGGCGGUGAGAAGUUUGCAGUUGAUCUGGGCCGUGCUGCUCGCAGUGACGGGCUCGUUGGCCAGAGAAGUAUGCCUGGGAACAGACAUGAAACUGGCCCUGCCUUCUAGCUUGGGAAACCACUACGAGACAUUAAAGCUGCUCUACACUGGCUGCCAGGUCGUCCAUGGAAACCUGGAGAUCACGCACCUUCACGGACAGCCCGACCUCUCCUUUCUACAGGGGAUUGUGGAGGUACAGGGCUAUGUGCUGGUGGCCCAUGUAUCAGUGAGCCUACUGCCUUUGGACAACCUUCGGAUUAUCCGAGGCAGUCAGCUGUACAAUUCCAGCUAUGCUCUGGUGGUGCAGGAUAACACUCAGGGUGAACAGGGUGGACUCAGGACACUUCGACUCCGUAGCCUCACAGAGAUCCUAUUGGGCGGGGUCUAUAUAUGGGGGAACCCCAAUCUCUGCUUUCCUGAGCCCGAGAACAUUCAAUGGAGGGACACUUUGGACGAACAGAACAUCCAUGCCAAGCAGUACCGACUGCAACCUCGGGCUUCGAACUGUCCAAGUUGCGCACCUGCAUGUAAGAACAGCUGUUGGGGCGAAACCGAACAAGACUGUCAAACAUUGACGCGUAUUAGUUGUGCAUCAGGCUGCCAGCGGUGUAAAGGCCCCCUGCCCAAUGACUGCUGUCACAUGCAAUGUGCCGCCGGAUGCACGGGACCCAAAGAUUCAGACUGUCUGGCGUGUCGACACUUCAAUGACAGUGGCGUGUGUAAAGACAACUGUCCCCCGCCCACCAUCUACGAUCCCGUCACCUUUCAGACCAAGCUUAACCCAGACAAGAAGUUCAACUUUGGAGCCACUUGUGUAAAAACAUGUCCCUAUAACUAUCUGGCGAUGGAUGUAGCGUGCACAUUGGUUUGCCCCAAAGCCAACCAGGAAGUCAUCAUCUCCCAUCCUAAUGGGGACGAGACACAGAAAUGUGAAAAAUGUGAAGGGGACUGUCCCAAAGUGUGUUAUGGUCUGGGUAUGGACAACCUCGGCGUCAUGGACAAUCACGGCGUCACCAUGGUAACGUCUUCCAAUGUAGCGCAAUUCAGUGCUUGUAAGAAGAUAUUUGGAAGUCUGGCUUUCCUCCCUCAGAGCUUUACUCGGGACGCCGCUGCCAACACAUCCGGCCUGACUCUCGAACAGCUAAGUGCCUUCAAGAACCUGGAGGAGAUUACAGGUUAUUUGUACAUCAGUGCUUGGCCAGAAGACUGGACUGACCUGUCUGUGUUUGAGAACCUGAAGGUGAUCCGAGGCCGGAUGCUCUACAAGGGUGUGUUUUCCCUAGCUGUUCAGAAUCUGCACAUCCAGUCUCUCGGAUUGCGUUCACUACGCAGCAUCAGCGGAGGUCUCAUCUUGUUGCAUAACAACUCUCAGCUAUGCUACACUAACUCACUGCCAUGGAAGAGCCUCCUCCAUCCCACCCAGGGUCCCCACUAUAUCGUCAACCGCAACCAAGACCCACAACUUUGUGAAGCCGAGGGUCGUGUUUGUCACCCGUUGUGUGACGGCGGCUGUUGGGGACCGGGGCCCAGCCAGUGUGUAUCCUGCAAGACUCUCCAGCGUGGCACCGAGUGUGUCAAGCAGUGUGACCUCAAUCAGGGGCCGGUACGAGAGUACAUCGAUGGAUUCUUGUGCGUCGCCUGCCAUGCAGAGUGCCGACCUCUUAAUGGCUCUGUCUCUUGUUCCGGCCAGGGUCCAGACCAGUGCACAGAGUGCCAGAACUUUCAGGACGGCGACUCUUGCGUGGAUCACUGCCCCAGCGGCGUCAAGGAGGAUCAACAGACCGUGUGGAAGUACAGCAAUGCCACAGGACACUGUUUGCCCUGCAACACCAACUGCACCCUAUCCUGCACUCAGAUGGACGAGAGAGGCUGCCCCAUUCACACCAAGACAGGACCAGCCACAACUAUCGCAGCUGCCGUGGGUGGCGUGGUGCUAUUUUUCAUCCUGCUGGCUCUGCUCAUCUUCUACCUGAAGAGGCAGAAGAAACUGAAAAAGAAGGAAACAAUGAGAAGGAUCCUGCAGGAGCACGAGCUGGUGGAGCCUUUGACACCCAGCGGGGCUUCACCCAAUCAGGCUCAGAUGCGCAUCCUAAAGGAAACAGAGUUAAAAAAGCUCCGGGUUCUGGGCGCUGGAGCUUUUGGUACCGUUUACAAGGGAAUCUGGACUCCUGACGGGGAAAAUGUGAAGAUACCGGUAGCCAUCAAGGUUUUAAGAGAGAACACCUCACCAAAGGCCAAUAAAGAGAUCCUUGAUGAAGCGUACGUGAUGGCAGGUGUGGCCAGUCCGUACGUGUGUCGUCUACUGGGCAUUUGUUUGACGUCUACCGUGCAGCUGGUCACUCAGCUAAUGCCGUACGGUUGCCUCCUGGACUACGUCAGGGAGAACAAGGACCGCAUCGGCUCCCAGUUCCUCCUCAACUGGUGUGUCCAGAUUGCUAAGGGGAUGAACUAUCUUGAGGAGGUGCGCCUCGUCCACCGAGAUUUGGCAGCCCGAAAUGUUCUGGUGAAGAACCCAAACCACGUGAAGAUCACAGACUUUGGCUUGGCCCGCUUGCUUGAUAUAGACGAGACAGAAUAUCACGCAGACGGGGGCAAGGUCCCAAUUAAAUGGAUGGCAUUGGAGUCUAUCCUACACAGGAAGUUCACACAUCAAAGUGACGUAUGGAGCUAUGGAGUGACGGUGUGGGAACUGAUGACGUUUGGCGCUAAACCGUAUGACAUGAUCCCUGCAAGAGAAAUCCCAGAUGUUUUGGAGGGGGGAGAGCGACUGCCACAGCCUCUCAUCUGCACCAUCGAUGUCUAUAUGAUCAUGGUUAAAUGUUGGAUGAUCGACCCUGACAGCCGACCCAGAUUCAAAGACCUGGUGAAUGAUUUUUCCACCAUGGCUCGUGAUCCACCUCGCUAUGUAGUCAUCCAGAACGACGAGCAGAUGAGCCUGUCGAGCCCAGUGGACAGCCAGUUUUUCCGGAUGCUUCUUGAAGAGGAUGACAACAACAUGAGGGAACUGCUGGAUGCGGAGAAGUAUCUGGUGCCUCAACCCAACCUUUUCCCCAGGGGUCAGGGAGACGGCGCCCAUUCCAACGGGCCGUCCAGGCACCAAUCCUACAGGCAGCAGAGUCGGGAUCAGGGCUUGGAUGUCGAGCCACCCGUUCCCACGGCGGCCCCCCGGAGCAUGUACUCCUCCCUCAGCACCCUGGGCCGCAAUCAGUACCCGACCUUGCCAAUCGGAGCCGGCACCGCCAACGGCACCUGGAGCCCUCACUACCCCACGCUGGCACGCAGCCCCUCCGCCGGCGGGCAGUCUGACUCGGUCUUCUUGGACGGGCCUCAGGAUGACCCGUCGCUGCCGCCGGCCAGCCCAGGGCGCUACUGCAAAGACCCUACCUACGGGAGCCAGGGCGAGCUCGAGGUGGAUGGGCCUAAUGGCUUUCUUCAUCCUCAACAUCUUCAUCACUCGCUGCCCAGACGAAGCCACGGCUACGGUCACAAUCACGCCUUGCCAGAGUACGUCAAUCAGGAAGCUCACGAGCUCAAGCCCGAGCGACCCACCACGCUGCCUCGCAAAGUCUCCAAGGUGGAUCGACGCCUCCCCAACGGCCUCACGUCCGGCCACAGCGUGGAGAACCCCAGGUACUUGGUCCCCGCUAACUCACCCGCUUUUGACAAUCCAUACUACCUGGACCUCGUGGCCAAGGCGAAAGCCGUCGCUGACGGUGCAGCAGCAGCAGCAGCGGACGACCAGGUGGAGCCCCAGCGAGAAAUACCGAGGCAAGUCAAUGGAUUUGUCACACCCACUGCAGAGAAUCCGGAAUAUCUGGGCCUAGCGGACACAUGGAGUGGGCACACUUGAACUUUAAGGGAAGUGAAAGACGAUAUUUAUGCGGCUGGGCGUGUUUUUUUGUUUUUUGGGCAAUUGUGCAAGCAAGUCGGAAGGCAUCCGGUCAGUCGCCGAAUUAGAAGGUAACGACACACAGCAACUCCUCACAUUCAUUCGGUGUUCCUGGUGACAUUUGUAUUCCACAACCCACCCCCCCGUCCCCGUCUGUAAAUAA